CUUUACUUUGGCCACACCAAGAUGAAAUAAUUCGACGCUUUAAUCUUAAUGAUACUGGUGUUCCUAGUCUUUCAGAUCUGAGUAUCCCACGCAUGGCACCAGUUUCUCUUAACCGCGACGGUGGUCACUCCGACAACAUGAUGAUUCUUCCUUGUCUUAAGUCAAUGACUUGGGUAAUGGAGAACAAGAACUCAACUCCAGCUAAUAAGGUAGCUGUAAUUAACCUGAAGUUACAAGACUAUGCCAAGACUCCAGUAGGAGAAUCAGAGGUAAAGUUUUCACUGUCAAAGGUCACUUUGGAGCCCAUGUUGAGGUCCAUGGCUUACAUCAGCGAACAGCUUUCAACUCCUGCCAAUAAGGUUGCUGUCAUCAAUUUAAAGCUUCAAGACACGGAGACAACCUCAGGAGAAUCAGAAGUGAAGUUUCAGGUUUCUAGGGAUACUUUAGGUGCCAUGUUGAGAUCAAUGGCCUAUAUUCGGGAACAGCUUUCAAACGCAAUCGAGCCUAAACAAGAUAAUCUAACAAAAAGACCACGAAAGUAGGCGUCUUCUGGUGCCACAUAUCACACGAAAAAGUUUUAAGUACAGACUGAUCUUAGGUUCUUCUCUGAACAUUCCUUACCUGACUUCACCCGGGACGCUCUUGUCUUGUGAGUAGUUCCAUUCUAAUCUUGUUUGGUAUCUCAUGCUUGUAAAUGUGAUUUUUCUUUCAGUAGAGCAGAGUGUUUAUUUUCUCUCUUUUUGGUUUGAUUGUUAUGGCCCAGAUUGUAUGAUACAUAGAUGAGACUCUUUGUACAUUGACUUAGAUGGUUUUGUAGGACUAGCAAGCUAUUGAUGUAAAAUGGGAUUUUGUUGUGUAACUUUGUACACACAUCAUGUUUUGUGGAAUAAGAAACUUUUUGCA
Salvia miltiorrhiza (redroot sage) is the source of this 903-nucleotide messenger RNA. RefSeq names its product protein FAR1-RELATED SEQUENCE 3-like. The record is from RefSeq and is a predicted model, not a curated record. Lineage: Eukaryota; Viridiplantae; Streptophyta; Magnoliopsida; Lamiales; Lamiaceae. The transcript is spliced from 5 exons. Bases 93 to 542 code for a protein of 149 amino acids.